AUGCAAAAUGAAAGUGAAGUGGAAUACUAUGACGAAACGUCAGUAGACUAUUUAUUAGGCCGUGAUAUGCUGUUAACAUUACGGUAUUAUGCACGUCAUGUUAUACCAUGCUUUUGUGUCACCGGUAUUAUUGGGAACUGUAUGGCAUUGAUGCUUAUAAGGACAAACUACUGGCUGAAACGAUUGACAUCGAACAUCUAUCUGUGUACCCUAUCGAUCUGCAGUUGUAUAUUCUUAUUAACGGUGUUUAUCACAUGGAUUGAUAAUGUGUUCGAUGUGGCGCUCUAUAAUAACUCAGAAAUUGGAUGUCGUUUACUGACAUUUUUCGCGCAUAUGAGUGAUUUCAAUUGCGUAUGGAUGAUCUCAUGGGUGUCUUGCGAUCGCGCCAUUGUACUGUUCAGACCGGGAAUUCGAAAGAAUGUUUGCUCGAAAAAAUUCGCGAGAUACAUGGUGCUGGCAACAGUGGUUUGCAGUUGUGUGCUGUAUUCGUGGUGUUUGAUAUCGGCUGGCCUCGAGGAGGAGAACAAUUCGUUGUUUUGUGGCUUAUCGCAGAAUUUAUCAUUCAUCGGAUAUGAUCUCGGAGAGAUGCAUUUUUACUUCACAUUUAUUGAUACGGUGAUCUGUACGAUAGUACCAUCGUUGUUGAUCAGUGUUGUGAAUAGUUUGGCGGUGUAUCGAUAUCGACAAUGCAUGAAGAUCUAUUCAUCCGGGGUGUUGAGAGUACGAUUCGUGAAGGUGAACGAUGAUCAACAUACACCGCAACUUGUGGCUCGUUUCUUAUUUAUUUAUCGCUUAAUUGAGGACACGACUAACGCCAAAAAGUUAUUGCUAAGUCAGCAGAGUCAUACCACCCAGUAUAGCACUCAGUCGAAUCGAUCUACCAAUGGUGGCAAACUGCGCUCCUCAGAUUUGCAAUUGAGUAGAUCGUUGCUUAUCGUUACGAGCACGUUCGUGUGUUUAACAGUACCGAACUAUGCAUUUCGUAUAUACAUAUCAAUAUUCAACCCCGCGUCGGUAUUGUUCCAGUUGUUAUUUUUUACAACAUUUUUACUGUAUUAUCUGCAUCACGCGGUUCUCUUCUACAUGUAUAUCUUCUGGAGUCCGCAAAUGAAGAAGCAGCUAAAGCCAACAGCAUUAAAAUUACUGGAGUGCUACUGCUGCAAAACGGUUCCUGAAUUUGGCCAUUCACAGCGCUAUCACCAUUGA
Anisakis simplex (herring worm) is the source of this 1206-nucleotide messenger RNA. Lineage: Eukaryota; Metazoa; Nematoda; Chromadorea; Rhabditida; Anisakidae. The record is from the annotation of a GenBank genome assembly.